Messenger RNA from Fundulus heteroclitus (mummichog), 6032 nucleotides. RefSeq names its product homeodomain interacting protein kinase 2 (gene hipk2). Gene Ontology annotation, biological process: intrinsic apoptotic signaling pathway in response to DNA damage by p53 class mediator; smoothened signaling pathway; peptidyl-threonine phosphorylation. NCBI's taxonomy places the organism in Eukaryota, Metazoa, Chordata, Actinopteri, Cyprinodontiformes, Fundulidae. The record is from RefSeq and is a predicted model, not a curated record. Gene Ontology annotation, molecular function: protein tyrosine kinase activity; ATP binding; SMAD binding. The transcript has 15 exons. Gene Ontology annotation, cellular component: cytoplasm; nucleus; PML body. The coding region runs from base 401 to 4117 and encodes 1238 amino acids.
CUCGCUGCGCUCCGAUCACUGCUGCAACUUUUGCAGAGACUCCUCACUCCACAGACAUGUCGCACAAUAGCUGAAGUAAACCUGUCACCGCGGCUCAUCGUUCGGGCCACCGCAGGUAACGCCGCCCGCAGGUGAGGAUCUCCAGACGCGCAGCCCGGCCGCUCCUCCUCCGCCUUCCUCGCUUCGGACCCCAGGAUUUUUUUCCUCAUAUAUAUAUAUAAAAAAACCAACACGGCUUGGAUAUGAAUUAUGAGCAUUUUCUCCACUAAUGAACCGGGCCAGUAAUGCAGGAGACCGCGGCGACCCCCUCAUCAGCUUUUCAAGAUGGCAGAUUUUUAUUGAGUUUUGACCGAAAAGCUCGCUUUAUUCUUUGCCAUGCAUAACAGGAAUCCUUGCACCGAUGGCCCCUGUAUACGAAGGUAUGGCCUCGCAAGUGCAAGUGUUCUCCCCUCACACUCUCCAGUCAAGUGCCUUCUUUAGCGUCAAAAAACUCAAGGUGGAGCAGAGCUGUAACUGGGAUAUGACAGGGUACGGCACACACAGCAAAGUCUACAGCUACAACAGCAGCAAGAACGUCUCGGCCACCGGCGGCGCCCCCAUCGGCAUCAACAGCUCCCUGCAGGUCGCCAGCUCCACCCUGCCCUACGAGCAGGCCCUCAUCUUCCCAGCCAGCGCCGGCCACAUCGUGGUCGCCUCGGCCAGCAGCACCUCGGGGGCCGUCGGGUCUCUGCUGGGCGGCAGCGGUGGAGGCAACAGCAGCGGCAGCAACAGCAGCGGCAGCGGCGGCGGCGUUCACAACCUGACGCGCCGCAGCACGGUCAGCCUCCUGGACACCUACCAGCGAUGCGGGCUCAAGCGCAAGAGUGAAGAGCUCGACAACAACAGCAGCGUGCAGAUCAUCGAGGAGCACGGCCCGGCCAUGAUCCAGAACGGAGGAACGGGCGGAGCCACGGCGGCCACGGCGGCCACCGCCACCUCCACGGCCACGUCCAAAAACAGCGGCUCCAACAGCGAGGGCGAUUACCAGCUGGUCCAGCACGAGGUGCUCUGCUCCAUGACCAACACCUACGAGGUGCUGGAGUUCCUGGGCAGAGGAACCUUUGGGCAGGUGGUUAAGUGUUGGAAGAGGGGAACCAAUGAGAUCGUGGCCAUCAAGAUCCUAAAGAACCACCCAUCGUACGCACGGCAGGGGCAGAUCGAGGUCAGCAUCCUGGCGCGCCUCAGCACGGAGAGCGCAGACGACUACAACUUUGUGAGAGCCUACGAGUGCUUCCAGCACAAGAACCACACGUGCCUGGUGUUUGAGAUGUUGGAGCAGAACCUCUACGACUUCCUCAAGCAGAACAAGUUCAGCCCUCUGCCGCUCAAGUACAUCAGACCCGUGCUGCAGCAGGUGGCCACGGCGCUGAUGAAGCUCAAGAGCCUGGGGCUGAUCCACGCCGACCUGAAGCCAGAGAACAUCAUGCUGGUGGAUCCUUCGCGUCAGCCCUACAGGGUGAAGGUGAUCGACUUCGGCUCGGCCAGCCACGUGUCCAAAGCUGUGUGCUCCACCUAUCUCCAGUCCAGAUACUACAGGGCUCCAGAGAUCAUCCUCGGCCUGCCGUUCUGUGAGGCCAUAGACAUGUGGUCGCUGGGUUGUGUAAUAGCCGAGCUCUUUCUGGGAUGGCCCCUCUACCCCGGAGCGUCGGAGUACGAUCAGAUCCGGUACAUCUCGCAGACGCAGGGUCUUCCGGCGGAGUAUCUGUUGAGCGCAGGGACAAAGACCACCAGGUUCUUCAACAGAGACCCAGACUCCACCUAUCCUCUCUGGAGAUUAAAGACGCCGGAAGACCACGAGGCGGAGACGGGGAUUAAGUCCAAGGAGGCUCGCAAGUAUAUCUUCAACUGCUUGGAUGAUAUGGCACAGGUAAACAUGACAUCAGAUCUGGAGGGGAGCGACAUGCUGGCAGAAAAGGCGGACCGGAGGGAGUUCAUCGACCUGUUGACCAAGAUGCUCACCAUCGACGCCGACAAGAGGAUCACCCCCAUCGAAACACUCAACCACCCCUUCGUCACCAUGUCGCAUCUCCUCGAUUUCCCCCACAGCACACAUGUAAAGUCUUGCUUCCAAAACAUGGAGAUCUGCAAGCGUCGCGUCAACAUGUACGACACAGUCAACCAGAGCAAAACACCCUUUAUCACCCAUGUGGCCCCCACCACCUCCACCAACCUCACCAUGACCUUCAACAACCAGCUGAACACUGUGCACAGCCAGGCCACCAACCUGGCUCCCUCCUCCACCAACAAUGCCACCCUUUCCUUUGCAAGUCCUGAUGUCUCCAUACUAAACUACCAAUCUGCACUCUACCAGCCCUCUGCUGCCUCCAUGGCGGCCGUGGCCCAGAGGAGCAUGCCGCUGCAGCCGGGGGCGCCGCAGCUCUGCGCCGCUCGGCCCGACCCGUUCCAGCAGGCGCUCAUAGUCUGCCCACCAGGAUUCCAAGGUUUGCAGGCGUCCCCCUCCAAGCACACCAGUUACUCUGUGAGGAUGGAGAACGCCGUACCCAUAGUGACGCAGGCCCCCGGUGCCCAACCUCUGCAGAUUCAACCUGGCCUCCUUACACAGCAGGCCUGGCCCAGCGGCACCCAGCAGAUCCUGCUGCCCCCGGCGUGGCAGCAGCUCACCCACACCUCAGUCCAACACGCCACCGUCAUCCCAGACUCCAUGAGCAGCACGCAGACUCUCGCCAACUGGAGGAAUUCCCACCCCCAUGGCGGCCAUUACAAUCCCAUCAUGCAGCAGCCAGCCCUGCUGACCGGUCACGUCACGCUCCCAUCCAACCAGACCCUCAACGUAGGCGUGGCGCAUGUCAUGAGGCAGCCGUCCACCAAUAACAACUCCUCUUCCAAAAAGACCAAACAGCACCAGAUGUCCACCAGGAACGUGUCAAACUACGAGGUAUCGUCCUCGCAGGUGGUGCUGUCGCCGCAGCGGUCGAAGCGGGUGAAGGAGAACACGCCGCCUCGCUGCGCCGUGCUGCAGAACGGGUCGGGGUCCAACUGCCCGCCCGCGCAGGGCUUCGCCGGAGGAGGGUGGGGGCCGCACCAGGCGGAGCAGGCUUCCAGCACCACCCGCGACCACCAGCACCACGUCCCCCGACAGACCAUCGUCAUCCCCGACACGCCCAGCCCGGCCGUCAGCAUCAUCACCAUCAGCAGCGACUCCGACGAAGAGGACGACCAGAAACAGAACAACGGCUCAUCUUCCAAACACAGAAAGAACGUCAUUAGUUGCGUGACGGUCCACGAUUCUCCAGAGUCGGACUGCUCCAGCCACAACAGCCCCUACGACCUGGAGUCCAGACCCCACAACAACAACAACAACAACAGCUACGACACAAAAACCACCAUCCUGGACAACUACAACAACGGGAACCUGCGCACAAUCAUCAUCCCUCCUCUGAAAACGCAGAGCAGCGAGGGGCCCAACGAAUGCGAGCGGCUGAUGCCAGAUUUAAUGAAUCAUCAGAAUACCGGCUACAAGUAUAAAUCCUCCAAUGGGGUAUCAUCGGGCAAUAACCACCUACCAGGGGGCGCGGCCGGGGGCGUGGCCUACCGGCAGCAGCGCUCGGGUCCGCACCACCUUCAGCAGCAGCCUCUCAAUCUCAGCCAGGCUCAGCAGCACAUGGUGGCCGAGCGAAACGGCGCACACCACCGGCGGCAGCAGGCCUACAUCGCCCCCAACAUCGCCACCCAAGCGCCGUACUCCUUCCAUCACAACAGCCCCUCCCACACGGGCAACGUUCACCCACACCUGGCCGCCACACACCUGUCCAGCCAGCCACACCUGUACACCUACACGGCGCCCGCCGCCCUGGGCUCCACCGGCACCGUCGCCCACCUGGUGGCGUCGCAGGGCUCGGCGCGCCACGCGGUCCAGCACGGGAGCUACCCCCCCAGCAUCGUCCACCAGGUCCCCGUCAGCGUGAGCCACCGCGUGCUGCCCUCGCCCACCCUGCAUCACGGCCAGUACCAGGCCCAGUUCGCCCACCAGGCCUACAUCAGCGCCUCGCCCGCCUCCACCGUCUACGCCGGGUACCCCCUGAGCCCCACCAAGGUCAACCAGUAUCCUUACCUCUAGGGACGGGCGGGGCUGACGCUGACUGGGUGGGUGGGGGGGGCGCCGCUCCCUUCAUCUUCCAUCCCACCGACAUCCUCUCCUCUCCUCGACCUCAGACAUGAACAGAGACAGGGGAACAUGCAAUCCUCAUGAAGCUGUCAUGUGUAACUUGAAGAAGGAAAGACUGACACAGAAAGAAAAAAAUGUGACUCGGAUCCUCUUGGGAAGAGAAAGAUGGCGACAGUUUUUCUUCUUUUGAUGAUUUUUCCCCCAGAAAAGAGCCAGUUUUUUUUUUUCUUGCUUUUAUUUGCGUCCUCUUCUCUUCUCUUUGCUUUACUUUUGUGGGGAAAAAAAAGGAGAAAAAAGCGACGUCUCAUUAGUUUUACUGGGUUGUUUGAGGACGGCGAACGUUUUCUGAUUUAUUUCAUUUGUUUCCCUUCCUUCUCCCCCCCACCCCUGCCUAAUAUAUUUGGGAAGUGACUCUUGAACAGGGGUUACAUUGACUGGAAGUUUGAAUUCCCAACAGAUUUGGGACAAGGUGAAAUACGGAAACCUGCUGCUCUUCAAAGAAAAAAAAAAAAAAAAAAACAUACUGAUGGCCUUGAACUGUCUUAGUAUUUCCAAAUCAAUCGUGGCGUGGGGAGAAAACGAAGAGAGGAAACUCCACCCGCUCCACCUUCUCCAGCAGAGGAGGGACCUGGAAAUCUAACCAACAGGAGACAACAGAUCUUUUAGUGUAUUUAUAGAUAUUUUUCUUCCUUUGUUUUUCCACCUUUACGAUGCUUCAGUUUAUCUAAGUGUCUUAGCCGGGCCCCCGUGUAUAGAAUGUAGCAGUAUGCACCUGUUUUUAUUCCUUUCUUUCUUUUAUUCCCUUGAUACCAAUAGACUUAUUCGUCGUCCUUUCUUUUCCUCAAUGUGAUUGCACAAAGUGGUUAUAAUAACAUAGGCAUGUACAAACGUGAUUGUCUGUGUGCGCUACUGUCAGCCAUGCGUGUGUCGUUCAUCUGCGCAGGAUCCUCCUCGGUCUUUAGAUGUCGAUUGUCGUUUCCCUCGUAGUGCCUUACAGAUUUACCGACAGUUUACUCGGCUUGGGUCCCCGAAAGCCGCGAGAGACUACCGCUAUACUUAGAGAGACACGUUUCCCUGCUUCGACAUCCUAAUCAGGGCACUUGUAGCUUUCUUCCAGGUGUAGGCUCAGCCCUCGCUGUUUCUAGCCCAUAAUGACAGCGUGCCGUAGAUGAUGAAGAUUAACGUCAGAGCAGAAAUCACGCUGAGCUUCUUUCUUUUUUCUUUUUUUUUUUUACUGUGUGUGCAUGAGAUGACUUGCCUGGGGUACUUACCAAAGUCGUAGAUAAAUUCUUGUUACAUUUCACUCUGGAGAGUGAUGUAAAUAUAUAUGAAGAUAAAUGUGGAGUGAAGCUGUAGCUGCAAACCGGAAAAUGUGGCUUUAGUUUGGCUUUUAUUUGUUAAAGCGUGCAUCUCGAUUAGUGAGCGCAAACGUUGUCGUUUCGUCUUCAUGCUUACAGGAGAACGUUUGAGGCACGACGGAGUUCAAUGAAUUAAGAUAUGUUCCGCUAUUAUUUAUUUUGCUAAUUUAAUUUCUAGCUUGUGUUGAAAAGUUAUUUAAUUCUGAUGAUUAUGGCUCGCAGCUGAUGAAAACCCAAAACUCAGUCUUAUUAUGCUGCAAAAUCUGAAUAUUACGUAAGAGCAAUAAAAAACAUAGACAGAAAUGUUGUGUAAUGUCCGAGCAGAAGACUGGAAAGUUCAGUGGAAGGAAAACGCCUUUAAACCAGUUAUGUGCAGUGUUAGAAAAUAAAAUCAGCAACCCUAAAUAAACGUUUCACUCGCUAAAAUGCAGUGAACCGGGUCCUCUAAAUAAUUACUGACUAUGAAAACCAAAAAAUCUGAUUCUGUGUUUCUCCCAUCUAUGGCUGGA